Ictalurus furcatus (blue catfish) is the source of this 2574-nucleotide messenger RNA. RefSeq lists its product as uncharacterized. Gene Ontology annotation, biological process: acetate transmembrane transport; succinate transmembrane transport. The transcript is spliced from 4 exons. The record is from RefSeq and is a predicted model, not a curated record. Gene Ontology annotation, molecular function: double-stranded RNA binding; acetate:proton symporter activity. Gene Ontology annotation, cellular component: plasma membrane. NCBI's taxonomy places the organism in Eukaryota, Metazoa, Chordata, Actinopteri, Siluriformes, Ictaluridae. Bases 829 to 2574 code for a protein of 581 amino acids.
UUGUAUGAUUUCAUAAUGUCCUAUAUCUCAUUAGACAUCAGUGUAGUAGAGCAUGUAUAAAUCGAUUAUCAUCAAUAUUGUCUCUUAACCUCUAAGAAAAUUAAAUCGGUCUUACCAAGAGGCCCAUUUGGGUCCACGUUGAUCUCCAUCAGGUGAAUCUGUGGAGCUUGAGCUCUUCAUCAGACCUGUAACAUUGUCGGUCCAUAGAGAAGAAAUCAGAGUUUUAAAAGAGAAGCAACAUUAUACUCUGCCUCUGUGUGGAGCUACAGGGUAAGUAUCACUAUCUCUGCUCUGCUUGAGAGCUGCUAUUGGUCCCUCUCAACUGGCUGCUGAAUAGAGCACUCGUAUAAACUCAGAGCAGAGGAAAGUAAAUAGUUCUUUGGAUAGCCUAUGACUGACACAUUUGACACGCUUUGGGUGGAGCAGGGGUGCGGGGAGUUAGAGACAGAAAAGGAAUGCAUAAUUUUUAUGAUACAUGUAUAUUAGAGGCCAUCCUUUCCUGGCCAAAUGAUUAAUGAGCUCAAUUUCAUCUAUAAAUCUAAGUUGUACCAAAAAUGGAAAUUCAAGACAUGUCACGUAUAUGUUAAUAUGUUAUUUAACCAUUCGAUUAUGUGCAGAACCUGUAUAUUACAUUUGCUUACUAUACAUUAAUGCAUAGAAUACUUUAACGUAAAUAAUUUUGUUAAAUAAACAACCAGCUGAUGAAAAUGUGAGAUUACCUGAAUAUUACCUGAAUCAGAUUAAAUGAGUACUGACAUGGAUAUUCAGUGUCAUGCUGAAAUACUUGAAAUCUGAUCAUAUCCUUAUCAUCUAAAGUUAACAGAUCUAAUGGCAUCAGCGAGCGGGUUUCCUGCCAGCUUCUACAGUGAGCCUGGUGUGCUUGGCUUUUUGGCCAAUGGCAUAAGCGCAUUCUUAGUACUUCUGCAGAACUUCCACGGGGCCAGAACUGGUAUUCCAGCGUUUGGAGUAGAGAACAUCCUUGCAGGUGUUCAUCUGAUUUUAAUUGGUGGAGUGUGCCAAAUGAUUGCUGGUUUGCUGUCCUUCCGUAAAUACGAUCAUCUUAGUGGCACUUCUUUCAUUGGCUAUGCAGCACUUUGGGGAAGUUAUGGUGCAACGAGAAUAUUUCUAGGAGCAAAUCAGCACAACAUAAACAGCACCAUGAAUAAUAGUACACUGGGGAACCUUUACUUAAAUGCUUCAGUCAAUGAGACAUACAUCAGGGAGUCAGCCAUAGCUGGGCUGGUGCCCUAUAUCUUGCUCUCCUUACUGUUGGCAUUCUGCUCAGCCACAGUUAAUUACAUUAUGCCCUUUGUGUUUGGGUCCAUCACCCUCACACUGGUUUUUGAAGCUGUGGGGCUAGUGGCUGGCUGGGCUCUUGUGGUAUCAGGAGUACUAGAGCUUCUCAUCUUGCUCUUUGCCAUAUAUGGAUCAGCAGCACUUCUCAUCAAAGGAGUGGCCCAACGCUAUGUACUCAAGGGUUUUGGUAACCCUCUCUUUAAUGUGCUGCUUCUUGGGACAACCAAUGCCAGUAGCUCCAAGAGUUUAGGUCAGGAGAAAAAGAAGAACACCAAAUAUGCUGAACCCAUGGCCUUAGGCUUCUUCUGUGAUACUGUAUCACCAUUCAUAUUUGCCUUCUAUGCCUUUGGGUACUUCCCAUCAAUCACAGUAUCUGCAAUCUGGAUAUCCAUCAACUCUGCUGCCCAGCUCCUCUCAAGUUAUUAUGCUUAUUUGCGCCAAGAUUGCUACCAUGCCACCAAAUUUGGUCUGCACUGCACCUUCUGGCUUGUCAAGACCUGGGAAGAGUAUGUGAUAUCUGUAGUGACUACAAGGAGUGAAGCAGCUACAGCAAGGCAAGCAAUGGUGGGUAACUGGUUUUUCCUAGCAGCGGCUCUAGUCCUCUGUGUCGCCAGUCUGAACAUGGACAUGCUGGAGUUGGUCCACAAUGGUGUCUUCUUCCUGCUGACUAUCUCAACAAUCUCCCAGAUUCCUCUUGAUGGUUACUACAUCUUUUUUGGAGUGGCUUGCUCUAUCUUCACUGCUGUCUCGUUAUACGGCACCUUCGCACGUCUAAUUAACACCAUUGCUGAGAAGUCACUAAUUCCAGUUGGACCCCAGCCUAUCUCAACUGACAGACUGCAGAAUGGCCUUGGUUGUCUAAGGAAGUCUCAAAAGGAGCAACAACAAGGAAUGGGUACCCAACUGCCUGAUGCUCUGUUUUACCUCGCCAAUGGAGUGGCAGCUCUCUCAGCCAUUCAGAACAGCCAGCCCCAACGGAGUUUUCUGGACCUGACAGUACCAUGGGUGCUCAUCCCAGGGGCCAUCAUCCAGGGUUACAAUAAUUAUAAGAAGAAAAAAGCUGCUGCUACAGCUCCAUGUCCAACUCUAUCCUCUCGUGGGACCAGUGGGCUCCUGCAGAUUGCCAAAUUGCUGGAAAACAAUGGAGUGUGUGGUGUUCCAACAGAUACCGUCUAUGUUCUGGCUGCUUCUUGCAAGAAUCCAAGUGCUAUAGAAAAAAUCUACAAUAUUAAAGUGUGGAGGCUGCGUAUGAUCAUGUGGGGACCAAGGACAGCAUAA